AUGACUUCCUCCGACCCCCACCCGCACCUCACCUCCCUCCGCCGUGACGGCUACGUCAUCCUCCGCUCCCUCCUCACGCCCCUCGAAAUAACCUCCCUCCGCGCCGCCGCCGCCGACCUCACCAGCACCGCCCGCGCCGGCGGCUGGCCGCACGUCCGCACAGUCGGCAAACAGUUCCCCCCCUGGGACGCCUCCCUGGUUCCCUCCCAAGCCGGCAUCUGGGGGGUGCAACACCUCCUCCACCCGGACCUGCCCGUUAGCGACGAUGCGGGAGGUGGAAGGGGGGCGUUUGCGAGGGUGUAUUUCCAUCCUAAACUCCUCCGUGUCGCGCGGGAGUUGUUGUCUAUCCCCCCGCCGGAGGCAGAUGAGGCAGACGACGGCGCAAUGACAAUGGAACUCUUCAACAUGCUCGUCCAACCCACGGGCGUCGGCGUCGACCCCACCACCCCUUUCGCCCUCCGGUGGCAUCGCGACGACAUCCCGUGGACCGCAACACCCGAGGAAGAACUCGCCCACCUCCAGCCCCCUUAUUCUUCCUCCCCCUCCGGAUCCUCCCCAAAAAAAUACACCCACACACAAUACAACCUCCCCCUCUACCCCGACACCUCCCUCAUCGUCAUCCCCUCAUCCCACACCCGCGCCCGCACACCCACCGAACGCGCCGCCGACCCGUACGAGGCCAACCUCCCGGGGCAAAUCACUGUCUCCCUCGAGCCGGGGGACGUAGUCUUCUAUGACAACAAUAUCCUGCAUAGGGGUGUGUAUGAUGUGAGCAGGGAGCGGAUGACGCUGCAUGGGUCGGUGGGACAUGUAGACGCGAAGGAGGGGAGGGCGAGGAAUGUGUUGCAGCAUGGGGUUGGGGGAUGGGUGGGGAGGUGUGAUUUUGGGGUGCUUGGAGGAGAGGAUUUAGAAGAGGGGAAAGGGCAGAGGGGGGUGGCGGAGGGGAUGAGGAGACGGUUGGUGGAGUUGGGGAGGGAGAAUGAGGGGAGGGAUGUUGGGUUUUCUUUGGAGGGCUGA
Molecule: messenger RNA, 1017 nt
Organism: Dichotomopilus funicola
Lineage: Eukaryota; Fungi; Ascomycota; Sordariomycetes; Sordariales; Chaetomiaceae
Exons: 2
Coding region: 1-1017 (338 amino acids)
Source: RefSeq, a predicted model, not a curated record